CGCUUCCCCUUUUUGGCCUCCGUCUCUGUAGCAGUUCCCAGCUUUCUUCCUCGCUGUUCGUCAUGGCGAGAAAACACCCUUUACAGCCAAUUCUUCACGAUCCUGCCAUCGCACCGACUAUCGAUACCUCUCCUCACUCCCUCGGUUAUCCUGAACCUGUUACCCAUGAGAACGACCCAUCCGCGAGCCGUGUGAAACGCCUUUCGUCGGCUGUGGAGAAGUUGGGAAGAAGUUUGAGUGCGAAAGCUUCUCCUCGUUCUCCUUCUCCGACAAGUCCACCCAGGCGGAUAUUCACCCUCAAUCGCAAAGGAAAAGAGUGUGUGAAGAGUGAAGAGGCCCUCUCUGUCAGUGCACCAUCCAUUUCCUCCACAACUCCACGAACUACCUCAGUCAUGACCCCGCCGAUACAGUCGACAGAUGACUCGCCGUUCAUUACCCCACCCUCACCGACUCUUAGACCUUCUCUCAGUGCCUUUCGCGGUACCGGAUCUAUGCGAGCAGGUACCCAAACUCUGAUCCAAGCUUUACAAGCUAUACCUUGGAGCGCGGAUCCCGAAGAUGAAUCAGAGGAUGAGUGUGCAGUGGAUUCUCGACCCAAGCAAUCCCUUGCCUCGUCUAUCCACACAAUCCACCGUCCAAUCGCACGUUCUAUGCGCCUAAGCAUUUCUGGGCAACGUUCGAGGCCAGGGCUACUCGAAGCUGAGGAUGAACCUUUGUCAGAGGAAGUAGAAACAUCUCAAUCGGACGAUGACACGCUCGAUUUCGAGGAAGAAAUAACCACACCUUUACCGCCACCCAUCAAGCCUCAAGGGGAUGUCUUCGAACGCGUCCACAUGAGUCGUACUGGGAGUAUGGCAACUGUGAGGCUGCAGCGCAGAGCCAGACUUGCCCUAAAACUGCGAGAAGUGUUCGAGCUGGAAGGCAUUGCAGAAGUCCGGGCAGAAAUACCUUGUUGGCUGUUGCGAUCUGUCUUGUUACAAGGUUAUAUGUACCUUACAAACACAUAUCUGUGUUUCUUUGCUCACAUGCCGGCAAGAGAGGAUCAAAUCCUGAAAUCUGGGUCAUUAAAUAAGAAGGCACAGCGCACAAAACGUUGGAUCAAGCACUGGUUUGUACUCAAGAAUGACGCUUUGAGCUGGUACCAGUCAUCCUCUGAUCCUUACUUCCCUCAUGGGAUCGUGGAUUUACGCUACGCCAUAUCGUGUGAACCUGUCGGCGAGAAAGGCUUUCGAGUUCGCACGCACCAGAAGACAGUGUCUUUAAACGCAGACUCGGUACCUAGUCGUGAGGAAUGGGUCAAGGCAAUACGAAAGGUUAUCUUCAAAGCUCAGAACAUGGGGGACAGCGUGAAAAUUGCAAUUCCAUAUUCUGCAAUCCUCGACGUGGACAAGUCGGAAGCUAUGGAUUUCAGCGAGACGAUAGAGGUCAAAGUCUAUGACAAGGAGGCGUCCGAUCACUUCUCUGUCGAUUCCUACUUCUUCGCAUACUUCCACGAUAUUUCAGGGUCACUUGAACAGAUACGGAACGCGGUUCGUCUCCAGAGAACCAACCCUGGUAAUGGUCGAGAGCCAGUUCUCGAUACUACUACUUCCCGCUCCACGAUCACUCAACCAGAUAGACCUUCAAGUAUGCCUCCAUCUUCGAGUUCGGUCUUCAGAAUUUCCUCUCUGUUACGACCAUUUCAAGAGUCAAAAUCCAACACCACCAUCACUUCCAGUCGAUCAGCACCCGAAGUCCCAGAAGAGUUCACCCAUAUUUCGCGACGGAUCGACUCUACCUCCUUUGUUCCAGUCACGACCAGUGGUUCGCCUGGCCCAUCGAAAGACCAUUCACCCAGCGCGAGUGAAUCCUCGUCCCAGAUUCUCACACCUACACAGUCUAACAUCGAAAAGAGUCACACCUAUCCACCGUCAACAAGAACUACCUCUCCUGUCGGCUUAGAUGCUCCACUUCCACUGCCACGUGGAGUUGGUGCCUCUACCACAACGAUCACGAACAUAACAUCCAGCACAAGUAUGAACUCGUGGCUUGGUGUCCCCGGAUGGCUGAAGGUUUCCAGGCCGAGGCCGUUGUUUGGGACCAGCUCUUCUGAGGCAAGCUCCCUUCAAGUAAAUCCGCCCGAUGGUAAGGUACAGGAGAUGUACUCUUCGACGGGGGGUUCCGUUCUCGGUAGCAAGUGGGGCGGAACUGGUGAUUUGGCUUACAGUAUUCUGGAUACUCCUGAAAAUCCGGUUGACGAAGAGAUGGUUGAGAAAUUUAGAACAGCGUUUGCUUACGACGAGAAGGAGACCCUACUUGGAUAUUUUUCCGGUUAUAUCUUCCGCCUCCUGCCGGUAUACGGAAGGCUAUAUAUCUCGACUAAUUAUUUCUGCUUUAAAUCUACUGGUCCUCUUAAUUCACGGACAAGGAUGACUCUACCUAUACGUGAUAUCCUCUCCGUGGAAAUGUCCAAAGGCACUAGAUUUGGACAUCAUGGCCUCAUAAUUAUCAUCAAAGGACACGAAGAACUAUUUUUCGAAUUUGGUGCGGAGGAUAGGCGUGGCGCUUUUGUGGCGCUUUUGCAACGUCAAAUGGACGAUGUCAGGCGUCGUAUUACUUGUGGUGAAGUUCCAGAGCCAACUCAGGGGCAGCGUGAUGCUCUUAUAUUAGAAGAGUUUGAGCCCGCUCACGCCUGCCGUGACCUGGCCGAGCCUCCCAUGCCUGAAAAUAUGUCCGACUCGUUACCAGCGGUCAUGUUUACAUCCGCUUCAUCAACGUUCCUUACAUUCAAGCCACAAAAGUCAUUACAUUUCACAUUCCUUACAAUUGGUUCAAGAGGAGACGUUCAACCUUACAUCGCUCUCGCUAAGGGUUUGAAAGCUGAUGGCCAUAGGGUCAGAAUAGCUACACACGGAGAGUUCAAGGAGUGGAUUGAAGCGCACGAUAUAGAAUUUGGUUACGUCGGAGGAGAUCCUGCAGAAUUGAUGAGAAUAUGUGUCGAGAAUGGGACAUUUACCGUUUCGUUCCUCAAAGAAGGACUCCUGAAGUUCCGAGGAUGGCUGGAGGAUCUCCUGAAAACUUCGUGGGAGGCUUGUCAAGGCACGGAUAUCCUGAUCGAAAGUCCAAGUGCUAUGGGAGGCUACCACAUUGCCGAGGCACUAGCUAUUCCAUAUUUCAGAGCGUUCACCAUGACCUGGACUCGAACCAGAGCUUACCCACACGCCUUCGCGGUUCCUGAACGAAAGAUGGGUGGUAGCUAUAACUACAUGUCCUAUGUCAUGUUCGAUCAAGUCUUCUGGCGUGCCAUUUCAGGACAAAUCAACCGUUGGCGUAGGAAUGUCCUUCAUCUCGGUGGCACGAGCCUCGAUAAGAUGGAACCUCACAAGAUACCAUUCCUUUAUAACUUCAGUCCUCACGUAGUCCCGCCACCUUUAGACUGGCCGGAAUGGAUUCGUGUCACAGGUUACUGGUUUCUCGACGACGCUGACGUCAGUUCCACGAAAUGGACACCUCCGAACGAUCUCCUUGAAUUCUUAGAAUUGGCACGCACCCAAAACAAGAAAGUAGUUUACAUUGGGUUUGGGAGCAUAGUAGUGUCGGAUCCUAGGUCAAUGACUCGAUGCAUCAUCGAUUCAAUUGUGCAGAGCGGCGUGUAUGCUGUCUUGUCGAAAGGAUGGUCAGAUCGCCUCCAUGUAAAGGCUUCGGACGCGUCCGAGCCUGAGGAACCUUUACCCAAGCAAAUUUACUCCAUCUCAUCCAUUCCUCAUGAUUGGUUAUUUCAACGAAUAGACGCUGCCUGUCAUCACGGAGGUGCCGGAACCACAGGGGCAAGUCUUCGAGCCGGUAUCCCGACGGUCAUCAAGCCGUUUUUCGGUGAUCAGUUUUUCUGGGCAGAUCGCGUCGAAGCGCUCGGGGUGGGAACCGGUGUCAGGAAACUGACAGUUGAGAGCUUGACAGAGGCUCUUUUGACCGCUACUACCGACCUUAAGCAGAUUGAUCGUGCCAAACUGCUAGGUGAAGAGAUUCGAGCGGAGAACGGUGUGGCCACUGCCAUUGAAUCUAUCUACCGUGAUUUGGAAUACGCUAAAUCGCUCAUCAAGCAUAAUUCUGCCGAUACAGAUGAUGAGACUAGCGAUCUUGAUGACGGAGACGGGACCAUCCGAGAUCAGGACCUGCCUCAAACCCGUUCAACUUGGUCAGGUCGUAGUUCGAGUGGCUCUGCACGAGGGGAUGGUGCACCAAGCGAGGACUGGAGCGUGAUAUCUGAUCAAGAUGACCGAAGGUUAUCAUUUAGCUCUCGCCACAGUGAAGGGAAACAACCAUCCACUGACCGUAGUAAACGCGCCAGCAUAGCCGCUGCCAUGCUUUCUGUAUUACCAGACUCUUUCCCGGGCUCUCCACGCCGACGCACUGUCUCUACUGGCUCACGACAAUAAUUUAGUUUGUUGUCUUAUACUUUUCUUUCUUUCCCUAUUAGCCCGGAUUCAUCGCACUUUGGUUACAGCCUGUGUAGAUUUUAUGGUACAUUUACUCUUCUUAUAUUUACGUAGAAUCGUCCCAAUAAUGAUCAAACACGUUUUUACUGAACUGACC
Molecule: messenger RNA, 4572 nt
Organism: Marasmius oreades (fairy-ring Marasmius)
Lineage: Eukaryota; Fungi; Basidiomycota; Agaricomycetes; Agaricales; Marasmiaceae
Exons: 18
Coding region: 63-4415 (1450 amino acids)
Biological process (GO): carbohydrate metabolic process
Molecular function (GO): UDP-glycosyltransferase activity; hexosyltransferase activity
Source: RefSeq, a predicted model, not a curated record